Molecule: messenger RNA, 499 nt
Organism: Bactrocera dorsalis (oriental fruit fly)
Lineage: Eukaryota; Metazoa; Arthropoda; Insecta; Diptera; Tephritidae
Gene: cype
Product: cytochrome c oxidase subunit 6C
Exons: 3
Coding region: 167-403 (78 amino acids)
Source: RefSeq, a predicted model, not a curated record
AUAACAUGCAGUGGCCAUAUCGUAAUAAAGCUUUCUAGACAACGUCAAUUGUUGGUCACGGUGCUGUGUUAUUGAAGAAUCCAUACUACAUUGAAAGCCUAAAAAUUUUACCAUCUCUAGUUCACGAUUGUUAAUUUAUAUUCUAUUCAUUUCGUAAGAAAUUACAAUGGCCAACGCUCCAGCUACUGUAAGUGCAACUAAGCCGGUUUUACGUGGCCUGCAUAAUGCAACCAUCAAGAAGAAUUUGACUGUUGCUAUUGCCCUAACUGCAGUCGUAACAGUUGCCUGGAGUUUUCUGAUUAACAGUCCUAAAAAGGAGGCUUAUGCUCAGUUUUACAAGAACUACGAUGCGCAAAAGUCUUUUGAACGUAUGAAGGCGAACGGCCGUUUCCAAGGCUGUUAGACAACUUGGAUGAUAUAUGUUACAAAUAAAUUAUUACAAAUAACUGAGUAGCAAUUUGAGUGAAAAUAUAUAUAUAUAUAUCAUAAACAAACAAAA